GUGGAAUAUAUCUAUGCACAAAAAAGUUUUUACAUAAUACAAGUGCAAAUAUUUACAUCUCCGCCGCUCAUGUCCUUGAUUCUGUUCUUCCAUCCGGGAUGACCAUCUUGAAAUGUCGUUUGGACAGUAUUAAGUGGAAUGGUACAAGCGGAUUGCAGAUAGCUUGUCAGAAGACACACGAUAAUAUAAGAAAAGCUGCUAUAUCCUUGUUAGAAGGUAAAAUAGUGGCAUUCCCCACGGAGACUGUGUACGGAUUAGGUGCAAAUGCUUUUAAUGAGAAAGCAGUAAACUCAAUAUUUAAAGCAAAGGGAAGGCCUAACGACAAUCCACUCAUUGUACAUGUUUCUAGCUUCAAAAUGUUUGAAAAGUAUUUCAGUCAGCCAAUGCCCUCAAGUUAUGAUAUCUUAACGAAACACUUGUGGCCUGGACCGCUUACUAUACUAGUGAAUAGUCCGGAAACUCUACCUGGUGAAACGACAGCCCAUCUAACGACUGUUGGCGUUCGCAUGCCUUCUCAUCCUGUUGCAAGGGCUUUGAUUGAAAUAAGUGGUACACCUCUAGCAGCACCAUCAGCUAAUAGUUCAGGUAAACCAUCGCCCACAACUGCUGAUCACGUCUUCGAUGACACCUUUCAACGAAAUGAAGCAAGAGAAGUUAUGGAUUUUAUACUAGAUGGUGGUUCUUCAGAUAUUGGACUAGAGUCGACUGUUAUUGACGGAAUAUCUGAACCUGGAAAGAUUAAGAUAUUAAGACCGGGUGGCGUUACUGUUGAAGCUAUAGCUAAUAUAGUCGGCAUAGAAAAUGUAAUUUAUGAAAGGAACACGGUCGUAUCGGAUGACUUCAAACCGAAUACGCCUGGUAUGAAAUAUAAGCAUUAUUCACCUAAUGCUAAAGUAAUGUUGAUUCUUCCCUCAACUGCACAUUCGAAGAAAGAAAGAAGCGAUCCUACUGAAAUAAUAAAAAAACUACCUCCUAACCAAAGGAUUGGAUGUAUGACACUUAGUGGAUCUGAUUUGACAAAGAAACUGAUUAAAACUGAUGAUGAUAACCUUACGUCACAAAAGUCAAGCAUAAGAGAUGAUUUAGAGAUGAUACCGUACAUGCUUGGCUCGAGUAGAGACACCGCGACUAUUGCAAGGAACAUCUUCGGUGGUCUUCAUGCUUUGGACAAGAUCAAAGUGGACUAUAUUAUUAUUGAAGGUGUGAGUGAAGUGAAUGAAGGUUUAGCAAUUAUGAAUAGACUAUAUAAAGCAGCUGGUAAUAUUGACAAUUCUCAUAGGAACUCUUUUACGCUUCAUGAUGUCGCUGUAGCUUUGAAAAUCGAAGUACCAAUUAAGAACUCACCGAUAUUUAGACCGGAAUCACUUGAUAUUAUGGAUAGUAAUCAAUUAAAGAAUGAGUUAAUAAAUAUUGAAAAGCAGAACUUGCACUAUCAAUCAGAACUUAGUCUAAGUACGGCGAUCUCUUAUGAGCUAUAUCAGCAGAAUGAGAAACUCAAUAAGGAUUAUGCGGACUUGAAUACUGAAAUUGAAGCUUUUAAAUCACUUAUUCAAUCACAUCUUAAAAUCGAAACUUCAGAUUUGAAUAUGCAAAGACGUGAAUUGAGCUUCGCGCUCAAGCAAGAAGUUGAGAAUGCGAACUCAAUGGCUUGGAUAGAAGCUCAAGCGAGUGAACUGAAACUAGAGCUUAAUGCAGUAAAACAACAGUCAAGUCGCGAGAUACUCCAAACUAGAAAGCAAUUACGCGAUGUAAUUUUGGAGCGUGAUAACUUAAAACGGGAUUUGAAGUUUUCCAAGGAGCGUUUUGAUGCUUUACAAAGUCAAUCAUCCCAGUUAAUGCUCGCACGAAAAUCAUGGUCUGUUUUCCGUCAGGAAUGGAGGAGAAAUGAUGAGCAAAACACUUUCAACACUUCUAAUAUUCAAUUCCCUCAAGUUAAAAAUGACAGUCCAUUGGCGGAGCGCAGGAAAAGCCUUUCAGGAUCAGAAGUAGUUUCUUCAUCAGGCUUGACACCAAAAGUUUUGAAGUCAACCAAUAUACCUUUAUCAGAGAUCAAAUAUAAACCAUCUUCAAAGAUUGGCUUCCCUAAUGCUUCAUCCAAUUCAACGUUAUUUAAUAAGCGAAUAAAACACAAAAAAUCUUUCUCUGACAGUGCAUUUAUCAUGAAUUCUGAUCAAAGGAGGAUAUUGACACUCGAAAAUGAGCUUGAGAUUGCUAAAUUUGCAAACAUGAGAACGCAAGCUGUCUUCACUUCAAUUGAAAAUUUUACGACAUUUAUUUUCAAUAUACCAUCGUCUCUAACUUUAAGUCAAGUUUUUUUGGCUAUUUAUUUGUCAGUGACUUCUAUCUUUUUGAAUACGGCAAUACGUGGGUUAGCUAAAGUGCUGCUAUACGCAUACUUUUCACUUGUAUUGACUCUUUUGAUAAUUAAAUCUCAACUUACGAUUACAUCAUCUAACAAAUCAAGUCUUAAAGCUAUAUUAUCAAGAAAUUCCACAUAAAAUCUUAAAUCCGUCUAACGCAUUUAAUUAUC
Wallemia mellicola CBS 633.66 is the source of this 2530-nucleotide messenger RNA. RefSeq lists its product as hypothetical. The transcript is spliced from 3 exons. Gene Ontology annotation, biological process: regulation of translational fidelity. Gene Ontology annotation, cellular component: cytoplasm. Gene Ontology annotation, molecular function: double-stranded RNA binding; tRNA binding; nucleotidyltransferase activity. Lineage: Eukaryota; Fungi; Basidiomycota; Wallemiomycetes; Wallemiales; Wallemiaceae. The coding region runs from base 99 to 2498 and encodes 799 amino acids. The record is from RefSeq and is a predicted model, not a curated record.